Dujonia railenensis is the source of this 444-nucleotide messenger RNA. The record is from the annotation of a GenBank genome assembly. Lineage: Eukaryota; Fungi; Ascomycota; Pichiomycetes; Serinales; Debaryomycetaceae.
AUGGUUUUGCCCAUUAUUGUAGGUAUAGGAGCAACGGUCAUUGCUCUUGGAGCGAAAGCCAGCAUAAGUGCAUAUAGAAAAUAUCUUCAUUUAACUCCCCAAAUGAUCGCAAGUUUAAAUAACAUAACAUUACACUCUUCCUCUCAGAUCAAUAGAGAUAUACUUAAUGGUAAAAGGCAUAAAGAUGCAGCACAGCAUAUGUUUUUGCUACAAAAUUACCCUAAGUCAGGAUUCGAUGACGAAAUGACAGAACGUGAAGCAUUAUUGAUUUUAGGAAUCGAAGGAGAUGACAUCUUACGAUUCGAUCGAAAGAUGCUAAAAGAUAGAUAUAGAAAAUUAGUAGUAGUAAAUCACCCAGAUAAGCACGGUAGCCAGUAUAUAUCGCAGAAGAUAAACCAGGCUAAAAACGUGUUGGAAAAGAGUUACUUACUAAAGGAUAAGUAG